This is a messenger RNA of Prunus mume (Japanese apricot), 734 nucleotides long. The record is from RefSeq and is a predicted model, not a curated record. Lineage: Eukaryota; Viridiplantae; Streptophyta; Magnoliopsida; Rosales; Rosaceae.
UAAAAACGAAAGGAAAGGAAACAGAGCAGGGUUUUAGAGGGUUUUAACCUUUGACAACAAACGUCUUCCCUUCCCUUUGUCUGUGUGUUGAGUCUUAACAACUAGAACCCUUCAACAAGGCAUCGGCCAUGGGCGUUGCACAAGACUCCUCGGCCAACCCUCCAAAGAACAAGAAGCAAAAGUCUAAUGAUGGAAAGCAAAUUCCUCCUUCGGCCAUUGAUAAGGAAUUCCUCGCCGCUCCUAUCAAAUCUGCCACGGACAAAUUCGCACUUCUGCCGGAGUUUCUAAAGGUGAGAGGGCUGGUAAAGCAACAUUUGGACUCGUUUAAUUACUUUGUGAACACGGGAAUCAAGAAAAUUGUUCGUGCCAAUGAUCGGAUUGUGUCUGGCGUCGAUCCAAGUAUUUAUCUCAGGUUUAAAGAUAUUUCUAUUGGUGAGCCCUCGCUUACAAUGGAUGGUGUCACUGAAAAGAUUGCUCCUCAUACAUGCCGCUUAUCUGAUAUGACGUAUUCUGCUCCAAUAAAAGUCGAUGUAGAGUACAUUCAAGGAAGUCAUGAUCAAAAGACUAGAGUGGAGAAGAAAGGUGUCGUAAUCGGAAGGAUGCCUAUUAUGCUACGGAGUUGCUCCUGCACCCUGUAUGGGAAAACCGAAUCUGAACUUGCCAAACUUGGUGAGUGCCCCCUCGACCCUGGAGGAUACUUCAUAAUCAAGGGAAAUGAGAAGUUGAUGAAAUAG